Drosophila persimilis is the source of this 4096-nucleotide messenger RNA. RefSeq lists its product as uncharacterized. Lineage: Eukaryota; Metazoa; Arthropoda; Insecta; Diptera; Drosophilidae. Gene Ontology annotation, molecular function: RNA endonuclease activity; single-stranded DNA endonuclease activity; metal ion binding. Gene Ontology annotation, cellular component: mitochondrial inner membrane; nucleus. Gene Ontology annotation, biological process: apoptotic DNA fragmentation. The record is from RefSeq and is a predicted model, not a curated record. The transcript has a single exon. The coding region runs from base 1 to 4002 and encodes 1333 amino acids.
AUGAGGUUGUCCCUCUGCUCGAUUGUUACCCUGGUGAUCCUGGCGCUGCUGGUCGCCAGUCCUGGUUAUGUAUCCGCACGUUUGGCAAGAAUACUUCCACAACCCUACGUCGAGGGCGAUGAGGGCGUGACAGUGAACGGAGAAUGCGAAUUUAGAGUCAACGGUGAUCUGAGUGAUCCAGUACCGCUCUUCUCGCGUCAUAACUCUUUUGAACUAAUCGUACCGGAUUCCACGGGUACCGUGCGUUUAGUCAAUGGCGAAUUCCUGGAUAUGUUUUGUCCGGGCGUUGGAUUUGUGGCUCCCUUCGAGAACCACUUCCAGGUGACGGCUCAGUGUCUGCAGCAGAAGUACUUCCUUGUGGAUGGAUUCAUCUAUCCGUUUAUCAACUUCACCUGCGCUGGCUGGCCCACUUUCACCGCCCUGCGUACCGGCAGGGAGUGCAACGGAGGCACAGAUCUGGUCCAAGUGGGAUUCGAGGUGGAGGACGGUGGCUUUCUGCAGACAUUCGAUGUGUGUCAUGACGAAGAUGCAGAAGUUACGCGCUAUGUGCACCAUGUGCUUUACCCCUCCAGCUAUGUAUAUCAGAGUGGAGUCGACCGACCGGCCUUCAUCGAGCUGGACUUUUACGGAGGGCGCGAUGUGAACACGAUGUACACUCAGGUGCAGCAGAACAUCACUAUAAGCCACAUCCUGGGCCUGGAUGCCUCGCCCUACUUUAACUACACCGAGGAUCGCAUCCUGGCCCGGGGCCACAUGGUUGCCAAGACGGACCAGAUCUUUGCAGCUCCUCAGAGAUCCACUUUUCUCUUCAUCAACGCCGCUCCCCAGUGGCAGAGCUUUAACGGAGGCAAUUGGGAGCGGGUGGAGUCGAGUGUCCGCAAGUUUGUGGCCGAUCGUAAUCUUACCACGGACUGUUAUACGGGUACCUGGGGAGUCUCCACCCUGCCAGAUGUAGACGGCAUCGAACGGGAGCUCUAUCUGGACUUUGAUGAGAACAACAACGGCUUGAUCCCCGUGCCAAUGUUAUACUUCCGUGUCAUCAUCGACCGGGAGAGCCGUGAGGGCAUUGUUCUAAUUGGAGUUAACAAUCCGUACGCCAGUCUGGAUAAAAUAGAAAGUGACUAUGUCCUAUGCGAGGAUAUUGGGCAUCUGCUGAGCUGGGUGUCCUGGUACAAAGAGGAUCUGCAUGCGGGCUACUCGUACGCUUGCACUGUAGAGGAUUUCACGAAGGUGGUCAAGCACCUCCCACUGGAUGAUCUUCAAACGAACGGCGUUCUGGGCCUGGACGACCUGACAACGGUUUCCCCUUCCACUACAACCGAAGAUCAAGGAAGCACAAACCCACCAGGUUCAACUACAGAUUUGCCAAUUUCAACAACUGAUUUAUCAACCACUGUUGGUUCUUCAACUACAGAACCACCCGUUUCUACUACUACUGAUCUACCCAUCUCAACCACAGCUAUUCCCACUACAGAACCAUCUUCAACCGUAUUUCCCACCACAGAACCACCUUCAACUACAACAGCUGCACCAGCCUCAACUACAGUUUCUCCAACUACAGAAGAGCCAGCCUCCAGCACGACCCAGCCUUCAACGACUGUUCCAACCACGUCUGUGCCCAGCACCACAACAGCAGCACCACCUGUAACCUCCACUCCCAUUCCCACUCCUUCUCCCACCCACUGUCAGUUCAGCAUAAAUGGCGGUCUCAAGGACCCUGCUCCAUUGCUGACACCCCAGGGAGCUCUCAGCUGGCUCCUGCCCGAUGAAAGCGGGGUGUACACGGUAGACGAAGGAUCCUCUAUUGACUUGCACUGUACGGGUGCCCUGGCCAGCCCAUUGAAUCGAUACACAGCUGUCACGGCACGCUGUGUAGGCGAUCAGAUGUACGAGGCAGAGGAUCAAAAGCUGAACAUUCGAGAUUUCACUUGCCAAAGUUGGCCCACAUAUGAGGCGCAUCGAUCGGGAGAGACCUGCGAGGGAGGAACAGAUCUAGUACAGAUCGGUUUCGAUGUGGCCGCUGGUGUGCUGCCCCAGCUGGAGAUUUGCUACGAUGAAGACUCACAGAUCACGCGAUAUGCGAGGUACGAGCUGACACCAGCGAACGUGGCCUAUCAACGAGGAGUCGCCCAACCGGGCUACCUGAGAGGUGAUUUCUACUCCGGUAAGGAUGUGAAUCUUCUGUACGGUCAGGCCAAUCAGCUAGAGGCAUUUAGUGCCGCCUUGGGGCUGGAUGCCAGCCAGUACUUCGACAGCUCUCGUGAUCUCUAUCUGACGCGAGGACAACUGGCAGCUCGUCGUGAUUUUGUGCAUGGAUCUGCCCAGAGAGCCACUCACUUCUACGUGAACGCGGUCCCGCAGUGGAGGAGUGCCAGCAUUGGCAACUGGCUGGCGGUGGAGUCUAGCUUGCGUCAGUAUGUGGUGGAUCAAUCCCUCAAUGUGAGCGUCUUUGCUGGCAGUUGGGGGAUCUCAACUUUGCCAAAUUGGGAUGGUGCUCAAACCCCUCUCUAUUUGAAUGCAGAAACAAAGCAACUCGAUGUUCCCAAAAUACUCUAUCGCAUAGUCAUCGAUCAGGAGAGUCGACGCGGAAUCGCUCUGGUGGUGGUCAACAAUCCGCACAUCUCUUUGGAUGACACCCUUCAGGAUUAUGUAGUUUGUGAGGAUGUGGGUGCGCAGUUGGACUGGCUGGACUGGCAUAAGGCUGAUCUCCGGGAGGGCUACUCAUACGCCUGCGCAGUGGAGGACUUCACCAAUGUGGUGAAGGAUUUGCCACUGGAUCAACUGCACACCACGGGUAUCCUAGGUCUCAGUGAACAGUCUCUUGUAGAUGAGCUCUGCAGCUUUCGUGUGAACGGGGACCUUAAAGAUCCGGCUCCGCUCUUCGUGAUACGCAACGAGUUGGGACAGGCUCGCUAUCUGGAGUCAAAUUUGGAUGGCUUAGCCCAGCUCAAACAUGGUGAGGUACUGGAACUUCACUGUCUCAAAAAUUUCGUGGCGCCUUUCUUGGGAUAUAGCAGCUUGACGGCCACGUGUUGGCAGGAACAGACUUUCUUGCUCCUGGGCAGUCUGUAUCAGCUGCAGGACUUCGUCUGCCCCUCCUGGCCGAGCUACACGGUUCGUCGAACCGGUCGCCAGUGCAAUGGAGGCACAGAUCUGCUCGAAGCGGGCUUCCAGCUGGCAACCGACUCAUCCUCCUCUGAUGACGAUUUCCUUCAAACCUAUGAUGUCUGUCACGAUGAGCUGGCCGAGGUGACUCGCUAUGUCCAUCAUGUGCUUCAUCCGGGCAGUGCUCAUUACCAGCGUUCCGUGGCUAGGCCCACAUUUAUUACCGGAGGCUUUUAUGACGGCAAGGACGUCAACCAGAUGUACACCCAAGUGCAGCAGAACAUCACUGUUAGUGAGAUUCUGGGACAGGAUUCCUCGCCGUACUUCAACAUCAGCGGUAAUGUGUACCUGGCUCGCGGACAUCUCUCUUCCAAGACGGACUUUGUCUUCGGGGCUGCUCAGAUGGCCAGCUUCCUUUUCGUGAACGUGGCCCCUCAGUGGCAGACCUUCAAUGCCGGCAACUGGGAACGGAUCGAGGACAGUGUGAGGAAGUUCGUGGCCGACCAGAACAUCACAGUGGACUGCUAUACAGGCACUUGGGGUGUUUCCACCCUGCCCGAUGUCGAGGGCAUUGAGCGGGAGCUCUAUUUGAACUUCGAUGAGAACAACAAUGGAUUGAUCCCCGUUCCAAAGCUGUACUUCCGAGUGAUUAUCGAUCGAGAGAGCAGGAAGGGCAUUGUCUUGAUCGGCGUGAACAAUCCUCAUGCUGAUAGCGAGAAAAUCGAUAAGGAGUACAUUAUUUGCCAGGACAUUGGCCAGCAAUUGACUUGGGUCAGUUGGACCAAGGAUGAUCUAAAGAAGGGUUACUCCUAUGCCUGCGCAGUGGAAGAUUUCACAGCGGUUGUCAAGGACCUGCCACUGGAAGAUCUGCAGGUAAAUGGAGUGCUGGGGAUCUGAGAACUACGAAAUAUCACUCAUUUCUGGAAGAGAAAUGAAUUCGAAAUAUCGGGAAUUUCUUAAUUUAUGGCCAAUAAACCCAAGUUAUUUAAUA